This is a messenger RNA of Fibroporia radiculosa, 738 nucleotides long. RefSeq lists its product as uncharacterized. Gene Ontology annotation, biological process: cellular response to oxidative stress. The coding region runs from base 1 to 738 and encodes 245 amino acids. Lineage: Eukaryota; Fungi; Basidiomycota; Agaricomycetes; Polyporales; Fibroporiaceae. The transcript has 3 exons. The record is from RefSeq and is a predicted model, not a curated record.
AUGUCUACCGCCAACGCCUUCCGCACCUCCCUCUUUCGCAUCCCUCGCACGCCCUCUUUCACCUCUCCCUUUCGCGCCAUAACCGCAUCCGCACUCAAACAGCGUCCCAUAGCUCAACCACAACACCGCACGAUGUCUUCUACCAAUUUCCUCGAGGAUCUCAAGAAACGUCGCACGAUUUACGCCAUCUCGCCCAAGUCCCCGAUACCCGACGCCCGCAUCCACGAGAUCGUACAACAGGUUGUACUCCACGUCCCAUCGUCGUUCAACUCGCAGAGCAGUCGUGCCGUCGUUCUCCUCAAGGGCGAGCACGACAAGCUCUGGGACAUUGUCGCCGAGGUCCUCAAGCCUGUCGUCCCUGAGGGAGGGUGGCCCACGACCGAAAAGAAGAUUGCGGGCUUCAAAGCCGGCUACGGCACUGUCCUCUUCUUCGAGGACAGCGAGCCCGUGCGCAAGCUCCAGGAGGCAUUCCCGCUUUAUCAGGCGGCGUUCCCCGGGUGGUCACAGCAUACCGCAGGUAUGAUUCAAUUUGCGACAUGGACUGCGCUCGAGCUUGAGGGCUUUGGCGCGUCACUCCAGCAUUACAACCCUCUCAUCGACGAGAAGGUUCGGGCGACAUGGAACAUCCCUGCCACCUGGAAUCUCAUUGCAGAGAUGCCCUUCGGCACACCCACCGCCGCCCCUGCUGAGAAGGCUUUCUCGCCCAUUGAGGAGCGUGUCAAGAUCUACGGGCUGUAG